This is a messenger RNA of Strongylus vulgaris, 333 nucleotides long. The record is from the annotation of a GenBank genome assembly. Lineage: Eukaryota; Metazoa; Nematoda; Chromadorea; Rhabditida; Strongylidae.
AUGAUUAACUAUUUUAACAUUAUUCAGAUUGCUAGGCUACCAGGUGCACCUGGAGCCGACUGCUUCACUGGAGUCGGCGAGAAAGGUGCUCCCGGCAAAGCCGGUUUGCGUGGACCUCGAGGAUCUCAGGGUAAAGACGGCGAGCAUGGACCUUGUGGCCCACCUGGGAAUCCAGGACCACAAGGUUUACCCGGCAUGGGUGGAGUUUCUGGAGCUAAUGGAACUGUUGGGCCGCAAGGAGAAGCUGGACAACCUGGUGACGAUAGCGGCUAUUGUAAAUGCCCUGAUCGUGAAGAAGUAAAUUUGUUGUUGAAAUCUGCUCUGUACUUGUAA